AUGAAACUAAUUAUGGCUCUUUCCGUUCUGGUGGCUGUGACAUCGGCCUUGCCUCAAUUUGGUGGUGGCACCGUCAAUCAAGACGGUGGCUUUGGAGGCGAAGGCCAUCCAGGACAUGGAAGAGUACCAGGAUUCGCUGGCGGGCAUGAAAUUGGAGGUGGGCAACCAGGAUUUGGAGGUGGCGGCUUUCCACGUGGCCCAGGAGGUGGUGGCGCCUUCGGCACGUCUUCUGCCUCAGCUUCUGCGUCGGCAAGUGGCGGUGGAUUUCGCGAUUAA
Messenger RNA from Drosophila suzukii, 276 nucleotides. Its product is annotated as holotricin-3. The record is from RefSeq and is a predicted model, not a curated record. Lineage: Eukaryota; Metazoa; Arthropoda; Insecta; Diptera; Drosophilidae.